AUGGAUUUCAUCAAGACCACUUCGCCGCGUGCUCUGAACUGGUCCAGACGGCUUAACCGAGCAACCGCGUUCCAACCGCGCGUACCGGCCGACGAGGAACUAUCGUCCCACGAUCGACCCACGCAGAUAGUCCGCGUUCCAUCCCGCCUAGUUGCACGGCCGAGCUCACGUACCGACCCGGGAAGCAUCGUCCCGCGGUCGACCCGUCCAAGUCUCGCCACCAUAAGCCGCGCACGACCGCACCGCGCCGAACAGGGAGGCAUCGCUCUAUGCCCGUUCCGACCACUCGCCACAAUCGUGCUGCGCACGAUCACACCGUCCGACCAGGAAGGCAUCGUCCCGCGUCCGGGCCAAAACCUUGACCAAAACCAUCCGUCCGGCCGAACCCGACGACCGAACGACGAAUCCCUCGGCCACGAUCGACCCGAUCGUACCGAUGGCCGAUCAUCACCCGAUAGCCGGCCGAACGUCCGAACGGUCCGGUCGACCCGAAGCCCGUUUUGA
This is a messenger RNA of Microthlaspi erraticum, 504 nucleotides long. NCBI's taxonomy places the organism in Eukaryota, Viridiplantae, Streptophyta, Magnoliopsida, Brassicales, Brassicaceae. The record is from the annotation of a GenBank genome assembly.